UUGCCGCGCGUUUUCUUCGAUGUUUGUGCUGACAAGCAGCAGCUGGGACGCAUCAUCAUGCUGCUCCGUGCGGAUGUGGUGCCCAAGACCGUGGAGAACUUUCGUGCUUUAUGCACCGGGGAGAAGGGCUAUGGCUACAAGGGUUCGGUGUUUCAUCGCAUAAUACCCACGAUCCUGGUGCAGGGCGGCGACUUCUGCGAUCAGAAUGGCACUGGCGGGCGCUCCAUCUACGGGGAGUGCUUCGCCGAUGAGAACUUCGAGCUGCAACACGACACGGCGGGUGUGCUGUCCAUGGCCAGUGCUGGCGCGCACACAAACAACUCCAAAUUUCUGAUAACCACGGGACCAACGCCCUGGAUGGAUGGCAAGAAUGUGGUCUUCGGGCACGUGGAACUGGGCAUGGAUGUGGUGGAGCGCAUGGAGGACUUUGGCUCGAGGAGCGGCAAAACUUCGCGCAGAAUUGUCAUCGAAAACUGCGGCGAUAUCGAGCUGAUUGAAGGAGUGACAAAGCCAUGGAAUAUGUCCGUGUAUAAGCCCAUAAAAUGA
Drosophila subobscura is the source of this 546-nucleotide messenger RNA. Its product is annotated as peptidyl-prolyl cis-trans isomerase F, mitochondrial-like. The transcript has a single exon. Gene Ontology annotation, biological process: protein peptidyl-prolyl isomerization. NCBI's taxonomy places the organism in Eukaryota, Metazoa, Arthropoda, Insecta, Diptera, Drosophilidae. The coding region runs from base 58 to 546 and encodes 162 amino acids. Gene Ontology annotation, molecular function: peptidyl-prolyl cis-trans isomerase activity. The record is from RefSeq and is a predicted model, not a curated record.